CGGACGCGCAGGCUGAUGAAGGAGCUGCAGGAGAUCCGGAGGCUAGGGGACAACUUCAUCACGGUGGAGCUGGUGGAGGACAACCUGUACGACUGGAACGUCAAGCUGCACCAGGUGGACAAGGACUCGGCGCUGUGGCAGGACAUGAAGGAGACGUGCACCGAGUUCAUCCUGCUCAACGUCACCUUCCCCGACAAUUUCCCCUUCUCGCCGCCCUUCAUGCGGGUGCUGACGCCCCGGCUGGAGAACGGCUACGUGCUGGACGGAGGGGCCAUCUGCAUGGAGCUGCUGACCCCCCGCGGGUGGUCCAGCGCCUACACGGUGGAGGCGGUCAUGAGGCAGUUUGCGGCCAGCCUCGUAAAAGGACAGGGACGCAUAUGUAGGAAAGCAGGAAAGUCCAAGAAAGCGUUCAGCCGUAAGGAAGCCGAGGCCACCUUCAAGUCCCUGGUGAAGACCCACGAGAAAUACGGCUGGGUGUCUCCGCCCGUGUCCGACGGCUGAGUGCUCAACCGCCGACCCCUUGACCCCCGUGCUAGCCGGACAAACCCAGCUAGCUCCGACACGCAAAAC
Messenger RNA from Limanda limanda (common dab), 570 nucleotides. It is a transcript of the gene ube2ql1, whose product is annotated as ubiquitin-conjugating enzyme E2Q family-like 1. The coding region runs from base 16 to 501 and encodes 161 amino acids. NCBI's taxonomy places the organism in Eukaryota, Metazoa, Chordata, Actinopteri, Pleuronectiformes, Pleuronectidae. The record is from RefSeq and is a predicted model, not a curated record. The transcript is spliced from 2 exons.